Messenger RNA from Capsicum annuum, 1380 nucleotides. RefSeq names its product serine/threonine-protein kinase STY13. The coding region runs from base 107 to 1207 and encodes 366 amino acids. Gene Ontology annotation, biological process: protein phosphorylation. The record is from RefSeq and is a predicted model, not a curated record. Gene Ontology annotation, molecular function: protein kinase activity; ATP binding. The transcript has 6 exons. NCBI's taxonomy places the organism in Eukaryota, Viridiplantae, Streptophyta, Magnoliopsida, Solanales, Solanaceae.
AAUACUUAUACACAUACACACAUUCUUCUUCCUUUUUUUUUUUUUCCCCUUUUUCCUCUCUCUUUUUUCUCUUUGUUGUGAUGCAACAGUUGGUUGCUUAACAACUAUGGUGGACACUAAGGAUUUGAUCAACCUUGAAACUUCUCUUUCUAACCCAUUUGGGAAUUUUGGUGAUGAUUUUUCAGCUCAAAAUGUUGUCAGCAUUGAUAAGAAGCUGCUUAUUGAUUUGCACCAGCUUUCUCUUGGUCCUGUGCUAAGUGAAGGUCCUUAUUCUGUCGUCUAUGAAGGAUUAUAUAAAUCCGUUCCUGUUGCAAUAAAAAUAAUACAGCCAGACAUGUCAGCAAAUGUGAGUCCCGAGAGAAAACAGAAAUUCCAGAGGGAGGUCACUUUACUUGCUAAAGUGAAGCAUGACAAUAUUGUGAAGUUUAUUGGUGCCUGCAUGGAACCAUCAUUGAUUUUAGUUACAGAGCUAAUGAGAGGCGGCACGCUUCAGAAGUACUUAUGGAACACCCGACCACAUUGUCCAGAUCUGAAAUUUUCUCUAAGUUUUGCGUUGGGAAUUUCUCGAGCGAUGGAGUAUUUGCAUGCAAAUGGCAUUAUUCACCGUGACUUGAAGCCAAGUAACUUGCUCCUCACAGAAGACAAGACAAUAAUUAAACUAGCUGACUUUGGGUUAGCUAGGGAGGAGGCAGAGGCUGAAAUGACGACAGAGGCUGGUACAUACCGCUGGAUGGCUCCAGAGAUGUUCAGCAUCGAACCAAUUAAAAUUGGAGUGAAGAAACACUACAAUCAUAAAGUGGAUGUCUACAGUUUCUCAAUGAUCCUGUGGGAGCUGCUUACCAACAGCACACCAUUUAAGGGAAGAAGCAACAUUGUGGUGGCAUAUGCUACAGCUACGAAAAUGCGUCCUAGCACGGAAACCAUCCCCAGUGACAUAGAACCCCUUCUUAGCUCUUGCUGGGCAGAGGAUCCAGCAGAGCGACCAGAAUUUGAGCAAAUAUCGGAUUUCCUUGAGAACAUUCUUCGCAAUGUGUGUGCUUCAUCAACUUCUUCUCCAAAUAUAUUUGAGCCGGAGCAUUCGACAAGCAAAGAGUUGACCAAUUCUCCUGCCAUGAAUUGUUUGAUGGACCAGCAUAUAGAAAAUAGCAAGAAGAAAAACAGGACUUCAUGUUGUUGCUUCAGGAGUGCCUGUGACAAUUCUCUCUAGAGAUCAUUAUCUUUAGUAGUAUAUAUUGUAGGUGUGUAAAUAAUUGGAGGACUUACCGUCUUUUUCGCAAGUUUUAUGAUAUAAAUAGAAUGGCCUUCAAAGCUCCAUGCUUCUCCAAAUCAUUGUACAGAAAGCAAUACAACAGAAAACAAUAGUAUCAACUCACCAAUCCA